Molecule: messenger RNA, 2512 nt
Organism: Plutella xylostella (diamondback moth)
Lineage: Eukaryota; Metazoa; Arthropoda; Insecta; Lepidoptera; Plutellidae
Product: runt-related transcription factor 3
Biological process (GO): regulation of DNA-templated transcription
Cellular component (GO): nucleus
Molecular function (GO): DNA-binding transcription factor activity, RNA polymerase II-specific; RNA polymerase II cis-regulatory region sequence-specific DNA binding; ATP binding
Source: RefSeq, a predicted model, not a curated record
CAGAAUGGCGGCGGCAGUAGUGCAGCGACCGUCGCCGGCGACACACGCGUCGCGCCGCCGUGACUCAGACGCGGUAAAUACGUGUGACGCGCGAUCACGCGUUCAUUGCUUACAAAAACACAUAGCGCUCCACUACACACCGGGAAACUCCGCAUAGCUAGAACAGCUGAUUCCAACAUAACCUGCGUGGGCGCAAGAAUAAAUUAAAACCACCUAGUUCGUAGAAAAGGCACCGGAAAUCCAAAGACAUUGAGAAUUUUGUGAGAUUUACGAAACUUUAUCGGCCGGUGAAUCAUCUUAAUAUGACGAGAGUGAAGUUGAAAGACGGGAAUCGUCAAGGCCUUUUCUAAUACUGGUGUCAUUAACAUUGAAUUAAGGAAAAUACAAAGUUUGUUGUGAUGCGCUGACUCUACCGAGGUGAUAAUACUGAUAAUCAAGUGUACAAAUAUUUCUUUCAACUGAGAAGACAACACAAACUUAACUUAAAUAAAAACUAUAGAUAGUUAGAUGUCCAAAGAAGAACUAAAAGUCAAAGUUCAUGAGUAAAAGGAUUUAUAUGUAGUUAAACAAAGACUAAGAAAAAAACUUUGGACUUGUCAUCAAAACUUGGAAAUUUUAUUGGCACAUGGCCAAGACUCAGUAAUUAACAUAAUAUCCGUCUGCGAAUUCAAUUACUCACGACUUUGGAAAAGUGUAUGGGAUAAAACCUUAUCCGUUGAAGAAUCACAACAUUAGAUCACACAUAGCUAUAAAAACAACAAGUGGUCCUAAUUAGUGAAACGGGUGUAACGUUUAUAAAACUAACUAUUAACAAAGACUUAUAUAACUAAUGUAAAUUGUAAUUAGUGCAAAUAAUCAAAACGGACUUUAAAAAACUUAUAUCACUAUUCAAGAAAAACAAAACACAAUCCUCCUUGCUGCAGAAAUUCCUUCAAACUUUUUCUUCUUUUGAAAAAGGAAAACUUUCACAACCAAGAAGGUGGAAACACCUAUAGGUUUGACUUCAAGGAGUUUUUACAACAGAAGCAGUUUGCAUGGGAUGCAUGUUUGAAGAUAUGCACCUGCCGUUUGAACCGCGCGGGCGGCGGCGGCGCGAGAUGUCGGAGUGGGAACUAUACUUUGAGUCGCUGAAGUCCGCCGCCCAAAGUGAACAUGGACCUGACUUGAUAACAACGAACAGUCCAGACCUGAUGUGCACAGCCCUGCCGGAGCAUUGGCGCUCCAACAAAACCCUACAGAACGGGUUCAAGGUGGUAGCCCUAGGAGUAGUAGCUGAUGGUACCGAGGUCACGGUCAGGGCUGGCAACGACGAGAACCAUGCGGCUGAGCUGAAGAAUAAUACGGCGAGGAUGAAGAACUGCGUCGCUAAAUUCCAGGACCUGAGGUUCGUCGGCCGGAGCGGGAGAGGCAAAAGCUUCACGCUGACGAUCACGAUCUCGUCGUCCCCGCCGCAGGUGGCCACGUACAACAAGGCCAUCAAGGUGACGGUGGACGGGCCGCGGGUGCCACGAUCCAAAACUAGUGAGUAUCUAUGCACAAACGCGAGUCCGCACAGCCUGCGCGGCUACUCCAGGCCCCUGCUCAGGGACAUAGAGUACCCCUUCAAGUGCGCCCCCGCCGCCCCCCGCGGCCGCUCCCUGUCGCACGAGGAGCUGGAGUACCGGACCAAUAGGGACGACCUGCCUUCUGGACACAUCAUCCCCAUUCCCGAUGUGAACGAGUGGACGACGGGGUCCUCGGGGUACCACCCGAGUCCACCCAUGUACCCGGGCUACGGCUCGCUGUCAUCACAGUAUCAUAUUAGUCCAGUGUUACCCGAGAUGCCGGCGCUCGGGCACCCCGACUACAGCGGCUACCAGCCGACACCCUCCUACAACCUCAAGAGCAGCCCCAACAACACCACACUAGCUGAACUCAACCCGCCUUCCCAGCGGUACGACAACAGCUACUACUGGCCAGCCAACACCUGCAACCAGUACCCGCAGUACCCCAACAACAACGCCGCCUGUCUGCAACCACACACCCCCUACAUGAACCCCAACCCACAACUCAUUGUGCCCCACCUCUACUCCACCGUCAACCAGAACCAAAUACACGUACAUCUGCAUAGCACGGCGGAUAAGAGCCUAGAACAGUUUCCUGGAGAGAUAAAGAUUAGUGACAUUGAUGGCGCGAUAUCUAUCACCACGGAUCUUCAAGGAGAGGCUAGCGGGAUGAUUGCCAGCUGUGAACCCACGGAUGAAAUGAAGCACGGGCUUUACGGUGCAGGCAGCCAGGACCACGUGUGGAGGCCAUAUUGACCUCACCCUAGUGUAGCACUAACAGACAAUCGACAGUUAAUCGAUGUACAUAUUGUGAUCUAAUUAGAUAAGAAACUAGUUUCUAAGGUUAUGUAAGUAGGUAGUUGAUGUAAAGCAAGAUGUCAUUACGAAUUAUUAAUUUAAUGUUAAGUGUUAAUAAAUGUGUCAAAUAGGUACUGAGAUAUUUAAAUAAAUUAUUCUGCAAUCCUUAA